GGCAGAGAGAGAGAGAGAGAGAGAGGCCAAAAAUCCAGGCUGGCGAAGGCAGUGCCCCUGUUCACAGAGAGAGAGAGAGAGAGAGAGAGAGAGCAAAAAUCCAGGCAGACCACGAGGCCAAGAAUCCAGGCGAAUGGCCCUCAUUUGUACAUGUGUCAAUCAUCAAAACAGUGAUGUGGAGUGCAGCAUAGGCGAACAUCAUGGUGGUCAAGGCUUGUACUCCUUCCAGGAGUAACUGCCAAAUGUAUAUGCUAUUAUGCCUUCGUUUCUUGGUGACAUAACCGUGCACAUUAUUCAGACGUUGGUUGGAACGUAGUACCAGCCAUCAUCAGGCGUUGUUAUUCCACCCAAAAGUUACAGACUAGAGGAAUACUGUGUAGGUCUAUUUUGCAGUUUGUGUGUGUGUGUGUGUGUGUGUGAGAGAGAGAGAGAGAGAGAGAGUAUUUUACCAACUGGCAGCUUGGUAGAAUGCAUGCAAUGCAGGCAGCAGGGCAGUUUGAUGAUUGUUGCGCCAUCAUCGACCAUGGCAUGGAUAUGUUGCUAGGUUCUGCGAAUGUGGAUGGCAUAUUGGCAUUCUCCCCUCCCUCGGGCAGUCCAGGUACUGUUGCUAUCUCAUUGCGUUGAGUGGAUUUUCUUGCAUGGCACACAUUCCUCUCCUUUGGCAGGUUCGUGCCGUAAAUUGUGCACAGCUGCUACUUCCCUGAGAACAACUGUCUUCACCUGAAUAGAACGCACUGUAUCUGGGACAACUUGAUGUCCAGAUGCACUGAUGAUGACUGGGCGUUCUAUUAUUUUAUUGAAAAGUGAUUGACAGUUUUGCCACGAGUCGAGGAGUGGCUCUGCCGCCUUGUAUUGCGAAGCGUGAUUGCACCGCCACAGUCCUCCUGCAGUUCGCUGCACAUUCAUCUCCUCUGGUAGGUUGCAACUUCUGGAUGUAUCCGUCCACACAUUGAGAUUUUCUGGAUGUAUCUGUCAAGAUUUUCUGGAUGUAUUCGUCGACAUUUCCUGGAUUUGGUUUGCGCAAGUUCUGGAUGUUUGCUACGUCAGCGGUUAUCAUUCCGUUGAUGAGCGCAAGCUGUUAUCAUUGCGUUGAUGAGCGCAACUCCACGAAUCCACACACACAGACGCAGGCUCGACCGAGGACAACAAUCAACCAAUCAAUCUGCAGCCGGAGUCGUGCAUGUGGAUGAAAAGAAGGAAUAUCUGAGCCCUUCUCAAGUGCCUAUUGUUGAAAUGUCAUCCUCAUUAAUCGAAAGUCUAGUGGCGGUCUAUUGUUGCAGCCGGAAGACAAUAAUAGUGAUUGACUGUGCCAUUGCGAUAAUGUUCUGCCAAGAAAGGAAAGAGUGAGCGAGCGGCAUAUGUAAAUCGCUGCAGCGUCAGAGACCCAAGCGCAAUGCUUCUGAUUGACCGAUCUGGUCUCCAGAAUCAGACUGAGCGAGAGAGGUGCUCUCACGUCCAGCAUCAGACUGACCGGGGGAGGUUUUCUCAGCUCAUUCCGACGUCGUCUUUGUCACUCCGGGUCGGCGAGUGGUGGUCGGAUGCCGUUCCCAAGCAUAACAUGCGUCGUGGUAACCUUCAUCCCAGAGAUGUUUACAAGAUAGUGUUCACGCACAGGCAGCAUUGUGAUGGGCGAGAAGUGGCGCAAGUUCUUGCAACGCUGAAGUUAUUUAACCCCGUUUCUUCGUCUUCAGCAAUUGUGUCUCCAUGUGCUGAAGGGAAUGGAAUUUGUUUUGCGCAUUGCAGUGUGCUGCUUUAGCUGCCUUCGCAACAGUUACUGUGGUAAUGGUAAAUGGUAAAUGGUAAAUUGUAAAUGAGGCUGAGAGUCGGAGAGCUCCAGGUUCUUUGUGUGAUAUGUUGGCUAUCACAUUUUGCUUGUACAGGGGUAUCCAAUUUGUUGUGACCUCAUUCAGCAACAAUCGACGGACUGUAAUUUUUCAGUGCAAUUGAUGGACUGUAAUUUUUCGGUGUGAGCAAAGAUGCAGAAAAGCAGUUCAAUGAACUUCAAUCUCGAUU
Molecule: messenger RNA, 2013 nt
Organism: Chara braunii
Lineage: Eukaryota; Viridiplantae; Streptophyta; Charophyceae; Charales; Characeae
Source: the annotation of a GenBank genome assembly